Molecule: messenger RNA, 892 nt
Organism: Passer domesticus (house sparrow)
Lineage: Eukaryota; Metazoa; Chordata; Aves; Passeriformes; Passeridae
Gene: TIMM17A
Product: translocase of inner mitochondrial membrane 17A
Exons: 6
Coding region: 110-610 (166 amino acids)
Biological process (GO): protein import into mitochondrial matrix
Cellular component (GO): TIM23 mitochondrial import inner membrane translocase complex; mitochondrial inner membrane
Molecular function (GO): transmembrane protein transporter activity
Source: RefSeq, a predicted model, not a curated record
UGGCGCACGCGCAGAGACGUGCCUACUCCGCGCCUCGUCCCGCCCUCCGCUGCCAUUGGCCGGCUCGCCGCAACCAAUCGCGCGCGGGGAGGUGGUGGGGCCGGGCAAGAUGGAGGAGUACGCUCGCGAGCCCUGUCCCUGGAGGAUAGUGGAUGACUGUGGAGGGGCCUUCACCAUGGGGGCCAUAGGAGGGGGCAUUUUCCAGGCUAUCAAAGGCUUCCGAAAUUCCCCAGUGGGUGUAAACCACCGGCUGCGGGGCAGUUUGACGGCUAUUAAAACCAGAGCUCCACAACUGGGAGGGAGCUUUGCUGUCUGGGGAGGUCUCUUCUCCAUGAUUGACUGCAGUAUGGUCAGAAUGAGAGGGAAGGAAGAUCCCUGGAAUUCCAUCACGAGUGGAGCCCUGACUGGAGCCAUUUUAGCUGCAAGAAAUGGCCCUGUUGCCAUGGUUGGAUCUGCUGCAAUGGGGGGAAUUCUCCUGGCCCUGAUCGAAGGAGCUGGCAUUCUGCUGACAAGAUUUGCCUCCACACAAUUCCCAAAUGGCCCACAGUUGUCAGAGGAUCCAUCCCAGCUCCAGCCACCUCCAUUCAGUGACUACCGACAGUAUCAGUGAUGGUCCCCGACCACCUCCUCCUGCUCCUCUUCUUCCUCCUCCUCCUCUUUCUCUUCCUUCCCUGUUCCUGAGUGGUCCCACCUGGAGGAUGUGGAGUGGGUUUGUACUUACACCAGUGGUUGUUCCUUACACACCGUGCCAGGAGGACCUGCAGCAUUUCUCAAUGUCAAACUGCUCAGGAGAACUUUUAGAAAAGAAAAUCUAUUUAUUCCUGAUAUAUUCCAUUGCUGUAAUGUUACACAUGUCUGGUAGAAUACAAGGAAGUUUGAGACAAGGACCAAA